CCUCCCUUUCAACUCUUUAGCCUCAAAAGGGCAAUUAGCCGUAUUUUAAAUUUUUUACAAUAAUUUCGGAGUAGGCCCAAUUUUGCAUAGACCUUUUUAAAGUGCUAGUUGCCUUAUUUAGAAAAAGAAGGUGGCAGACUGCUUCUGUCUAUUCUCUAUUGUUUAAUAUCUAGAACUCUAUGGUGUGUGACAUGUCGUGAAUUAGAAUUAGACUAUUUCAAUUAAAAUCGAUAAAAUAACAUAAAGUUAUUAAAGAUGGUUAAGAUUACUGAAGAAAAUUCAUCUGGUGAAACAGCCUCGGAUAAAUUAGUGCCAAGUGGAUCAAACGUAGAAACAACGGUUGCUGAAAAUGAAAAUGUGGAUAUUAAUGCCCAAAUUGACGAACAGCGUCGACGAAUGCAACCAACUAAAAUGGAAUCAUUUUUUGCCAUUACAAAGUCUCUUAUCAUACGAGCACUAGUUGUAUAUUUUAUAACAUCGAUGUUUCGCCAACCAUCAGCACCUAAAACUGAUGUUAAUAGUGCCACAGGUGUUCCUAGAGUAGCUGCUAUAAAUAUGUUUGAUAAUGGAACAAUUUUAGAUAUGUAUUCUUACUUAUCUGAACGUGAAUUUAAUAAUUUUGAAAAUGCUCGAUUGAUUUGGAAACAAUCUGGUCUUAUUUAUGGUGACUGGUCAGGAGGUCCCAACAAUGAUGGAACAUAUACAUAUUCUACAAGUAUUGAAGCAUCUGAAUCAUUGAAAAAUAAUGGGUCUAUAUAUCUUCAUGUUUAUAUUGUACCUUCUGGAAAGUCACCAGAUCCAAGGGAUAAGAGUAAUCAUGCUGGGCAAUAUGUUACCUAUGGGAGAAAAAUGUUGAAUAAAUACAAGAAAUUAAAAUAUCAAAAAACACACAAUCUUCUGACUGGUCAGAGUGAAAAAUCUGAAGAAGAGCUAAAGAAAGCGGAGACCAUGCAAGAAGAAAUAGUAUCCCAUUGGCAUCCAAAUUUAACAAUCAAUUUAGUAACAGAUCAAACUAAUUGGAUGCAAGGGAGUGUGCCUCCACCAUUAGAUGAAUUUAUUUACUUUUUACCUGACGGCAAAAAGUACAAACCUGCUGUAUUUUUAAAUGACUAUUGGAACAUGAUGCGAGACUAUUUUCCCUUAAAUAAGACAACAACUACUCUUCAACUGGAACUUACGUACCAACCAUUGAGUCUUUUUAAAUGGCAGUUGUACACAGCCCAAGUGAUGAGGGAUAAACUGAGUGUAUUUUCUGCCUUGGGUGCUGAAGAACAAGAUGAAGAGCAAGAUACAGUUAAAGAAUUACUUCUUGAUACAUCUCCAUACUUGUUAGGUUUAACAAUAUCUGUUUCUAUUCUACAUUCAAUAUUUGAGCUCUUAGCAUUCAAAAAUGACAUUCAAUUUUGGAACAAUAGACAGUCACUUGAGGGUCUUUCUGUUAGAUCUGUCUUCUUUAAUGUUUUCCAGUCUACAGUUGUGCUGCUCUAUGUUCUAGAUAAUGAAACAAAUGUCAUGGUUAGAAUAUCUUGUUUCAUAGGUUUGAUGAUUGAGAUAUGGAAGAUAAAUAAAGUUAUGGAUGUCAAGUUGAAUAGAGAAGACAGGAUAUUUGGUUUUCCAAAACUCUCAUUUACUGAUAAAGGGUCUUAUGUAGAAUCAAGCACAAAGCAAUAUGAUAUGCUAGCUUUUAGAUAUCUAAGUUGGGCGUGCUUCCCCCUUCUUGUUGGAUAUGGAAUUUAUUCCUUAUUGUACUUGGAGCAUAAAGGGUGGUAUUCAUUUAUCCUCAACAUGAUGUAUGGAUACCUUUUAACUUUUGGUUUCAUUAUGAUGACACCUCAGUUAUUCAUUAAUUAUAAAUUGAAGUCUGUAGCUCAUUUACCUUGGCGUAUGAUGACUUACAAAUUCUUAAACACAUUCAUUGAUGAUAUAUUUGCAUUUGUUAUUAAAAUGCCAACAAUGUACCGGUUGGGAUGUUUCAGAGACGAUAUUGUGUUCUUCAUUUUCUUGUAUCAACGUUGGAUCUACAAAGUUGAUCACAAGCGUGUCAAUGAAUUUGGUUUCUCAGGUGAAAUGGAGCAGCAACAAAACCAAACACCUAAUGAAAAUCUUGCUAUUACAAAUCAACCAGAAACAAUUGAUAAAAAGAAUGAUUAAAAUGUUUACUAUGUUCCAAUUCAUAUAGAUAGUUAAUUAAGAAUUCUUUAGAGAAAUGUUUGUUAAUUAAUGUAAUGAACCACUUAGUUAUAAUCACUAAAUUUUGUUGUGUGAGCUGGAUUUUUAGGAGUGACUGUAGCUAUUUGAUAGUUAUGUAUGCAAUGAAGCAUCAAUAAAAUUUAACAUUAAAGAUAUAUUAUAAAACAAUAAGGAUCAUUUAUCCGUUAUAUACUGUUAUUUAUGCUAAUAAAAACAAUUUUAAUAAAUAAAUCAACCAAACCAUCCAAUAAGUAAUUAUGAACAAAGCUUAAUAUAGUAGAUACAAUUGUAUUUAAUAUUUAGUUGAAAUAUUUAUUUAUUUAAGACACGUGAAGUCAGCUACCAUUUAUUACAAUGUACACAAUUUUUGAGCUCAAAAUAUUUUCAGUAUUGCUUUUUGCUUGUUAUUAACUUUCGAUUCAUUUAAGACAUUCAAUUGUGGCUGUGUGUGUAUUAUAAUAAAUACAAUGUUUUAUUUAUUGAAAUAAAUAUAUUAUUAGUGAGUUUUAUAUUAAAUAUACACCUGCAGCAUUGGUAUAAAGAACAUUGUUCAGAUAAUUAAGGGUUCAAAAGUAGUUUUUUUAAAUUGUGUUUCAUAAAAUAGGUAAUAACGACAGUAUACCCUUCACAUAUAGAUAAUAGAUAUUUUAGCAUUGUAAAUUAUUUAAAAUUGUUCUACUUAUAUUUGCCCACGACAUAAUAUUAUUCAUUUUUAAUUCUUAAUAAAAUAUUCUAAGGUUUAAUUAUAAUUUAUGUUUCGAGUCGUUCGAUCAUAUCCUCUAAUGCCCAAAGAAAAGAUGCAUGAACAAUACAAUCAAUACUGUUAAACAUAGAAUAGUUAGUUCCCAAUGUGUUUUUGUCAACAUAUUUCUUAUUGGUUGUGGUGCAUUGUUACAAUAAUUGUAAAGAGUGGGAUGAACCUUGACUCAUAUUUAUUGCAAUUGUAUUAUUUAUAACACAUACUAUGUCUGUUAAUUUUUUUGACUGAUUCAUUUAUGUCCUGGUAAAAAUGACCAUUAGCUAUGAAAACAAUUUACUUAAAUUUGUGUGAGGUAUAAAAACAACUUCUA
This is a messenger RNA of Zerene cesonia (dogface butterfly), 3260 nucleotides long. RefSeq names its product cleft lip and palate transmembrane protein 1 homolog. The transcript is spliced from 3 exons. NCBI's taxonomy places the organism in Eukaryota, Metazoa, Arthropoda, Insecta, Lepidoptera, Pieridae. The record is from RefSeq and is a predicted model, not a curated record. Bases 256 to 2151 code for a protein of 631 amino acids. Gene Ontology annotation, cellular component: endomembrane system; membrane.